This is a messenger RNA of Xiphophorus couchianus (Monterrey platyfish), 6529 nucleotides long. RefSeq names its product AP-1 complex subunit sigma-2. The record is from RefSeq and is a predicted model, not a curated record. Gene Ontology annotation, molecular function: clathrin-cargo adaptor activity. Bases 195 to 767 code for a protein of 190 amino acids. The transcript has 4 exons. NCBI's taxonomy places the organism in Eukaryota, Metazoa, Chordata, Actinopteri, Cyprinodontiformes, Poeciliidae. Gene Ontology annotation, cellular component: membrane coat; AP-1 adaptor complex. Gene Ontology annotation, biological process: vesicle-mediated transport; intracellular protein transport.
UAAUUCAAUCUAGUAUUUAUAUUAAUCCAUAAUCUUUAUGUAAUUUUUAGUGAAACGUAGAAUUGUUGGUUGGCAUCUUAAACAUAACAACAUCCAUGUCGAUGUUCUUAAUUUGGCAUAACUUGUUAGAACCAGAAUGGCUUCCUUCUCCUUCACAUAAAGAGAAUUAGCUCUUUUUUAUUUUUUUUUUUUAUAUGUUUAUUGUCGUAUUGUGCGACUGUCUCUCCUUGCCGCCCACUCCUUCCUCUCAUCUUUUCAUUCACAUCUCUUGUUUUGUCAUCCCUUCAUUUCAGAUGCAGUUCAUGCUUCUGUUCAGUCGUCAAGGCAAGCUCCGGCUGCAGAAAUGGUACGUGCCUCUGUCUGACAAAGAGAAAAAGAAGAUCACCAGAGAGUUGGUCCAGACCGUCUUAGCCCGGAAGCCUAAAAUGUGCAGCUUUCUGGAGUGGAGAGACUUAAAGAUUGUUUAUAAGAGAUAUGCCAGCCUGUAUUUCUGCUGUGCCAUAGAGGACCAGGACAAUGAGCUCAUCACUCUGGAAAUCAUCCACAGAUAUGUGGAGCUGCUGGACAAAUACUUUGGCAGUGUUUGUGAGCUUGACAUUAUUUUCAACUUUGAGAAGGCCUACUUCAUUCUGGAUGAGUUCUUGCUGGGCGGUGAGGCUCAGGAAACGUCCAAGAAGAACGUUCUGAAGGCCAUCGAGCAGGCGGACCUACUGCAGGAGAGCCAGAGUGAAGACUGGGGAAGUUUGCCAAAUGAGGAGAUCUUGUAAAGGCCUAUCCGUGCCUUCAUCCAUUUAAUUGGUAACUAGACUGGUGAAGUCAGUCAGUCAGCAUGGGUUUUUGCAGCUCUGCGAGCCGUGAACUUCUGAUUGCAUGCGUUUCUGUCAGUCUGACUGUCUCUUAACUCUGAGCAAAACAUACAUCAGCACUAAAAGGGUUUUAGCUGGCAUGAACACGGCUAUACAUUUUUCCGUACACACCCGCAGCCCUACUAACAGAGAUUAAAAUAUAAUCCAACACUUUUUGACUCAAGAUAAGCUUUUUGUAGUUUACUUUUGAAGAAGAGUUGAAAAUCAGAUAAAUUGGAAAGUUAAAUUAUAUAAAUGUUGAUUUUGGUUUUUAAAUGUGGAGUUGUGGAGACCGGGGUUGAUUUUUAUACUGACGGCAGCAAAUACAAUUGGUUAGCUUUCUGAUUAUUGAACAAGGAAAUGAUGUUGAAACCUCUUAUAUUUAUGACAUCUUAUGUUUUGGUCCCAAAUUUAAUAUUUUACUUUUGAUCCUCAAAAUCUGCAAUAUCAAAUUAUGGAAUUAAAUAGUUGGACUUGUUCAUUUUCUUUCCACUACACAUUCUCAUUUCCUGCCUACAUUUCAAGGGUCUCUGGUGCCCAUGUUUAAGCUUUCUGAACUAAUACAUUUAAAAACAGUCAUACUUUGUCUUUUUGUUUUGCAGCCUCUAAAAUUUCUUUUAGAAAUCAUGAAAAUGAGGGUAGUAAAUAAUGAAUUUUAGUGCAUUCAAGUUUGUUGGCUGGCAAUGACAUUGGCCUCGGCAAACUAAUUCCUGGCAGCAGAGUCUAGAAUGUCACCUUACUGGUAAGAAGCUGGUUGUGUGAGGCUGAGCAAUACCAGCUAGAAAUAGUUGGACUCACCCCUACUCUUCAACAUUACGAAACUUGAACUGGUCCUGACCAUGCCACACUUGACUAUAUCUUUACUCUUGCACAGCUGGUGAAGGGGUCAUUGACGUUUGUCCAGUUCAAAUAUAUUUUGUGGAUUUAGAAGACUUAGGACUUUGUCCCCCAGUGGCAUUUUGUUGGAAGGUCUUAUAGGACUAUAGGAUACUGGGUGGGGCUUUAAGGUUUAAGGACCUCAGCAUAAAGUCAAGCUGGUCUCAAUGCGUGUUGGGCUCCACCUUGUCCCCGCUGCUGUCUGUGGCAUUUGUGGGCCAGAAUCAAGGUACACAGGUGGAGAGGACUGUGUCUGGCUUGGAAACUGCAGGAUCUCGUCAUUGCUUUUUCCAAACAAUAUGAUUUUUGUUGGUCUCUUAAGAGCCAAACUUUCAGAGUGUACGAGGAAAAUUCACAGUGAAGCUGCCAAAUGAGAGUUGACUCCUGGCCUAUGUCCGAGGCCAUGGAUCUCGACCUGAACAAGGGGAAUGGCCUGAGGCUCAGUAUCUACAUCAAGAAGAAAAGUUUAGGUGUCUAGGUGUCUUGUUCAUUGAUAAUGGUAUGAUGGGUCAGUAGAUGAAUUGGGGCAUUGUCUAGAGGCACUGCUGCUGUAAUUGCGAUAUAGGAGCUGAGCCAAAAAGUAAAGCUCUCGAUUUGCAGGACUGUCAAUCGUCCGACCUCUAACUAUGGUCCAGAGAUAUGGAUCAUGGCACAAAGAACAGGAACAGCUUCCUUCGUAAAGAUACUGAGAGCAACUCAGACUAGAGCUGCUGCCCCACCACAUUAAAAGGAGACAUUUGAUAUAGAUUAAGCAUCUGAUCAAGAUACCCAAUGGGGACCUUGUUUUUUAAGUUUUCUGAGCACAUCUAACUGGGUAGAACCCAGUGCUUACUGAAGAGUCCAUGUAUCACUGCUAGCCUGGGAAUGUCUUAAGAUGUUUAAGAUCCAGUCUUCAACCUGUUAACACUCACAACCCAAUCUCAGAUAAGUGGACGAAUUGACAAAUGGACCACAUCUUCAGAAGUCAUCAGGAAGAAGUUUGACUUUUGAUAAUGUCUGCGGCUACAUAAUCAUUCCUUCAUUUCAAAAAGAUGCUUCUUGCUGAAAGUCAAUUGGAGAAGUUUUUGGGGUUUUUUUAAGACAACAUUUGUUAUUUUUCUAACAGAGUAGAUUUUUUUUGAAUGCAGUUCUUUUACUUGUGAUUUCAGUCUGGAAGUCCAGAGUUAUAUCAGCCGCCCAAUGAUCAUACACCCUGGAAAGACGUGAACCAGCUUCAUGACCCUGAAAUCCUUGAAGUAGAACAUUAAGUUACCUAUCUAGUGCUGCACCAUUACAAAAUUGAGCUCUUUACUGGGUUAAACAUUAUAUAAAAUCUGAAAACGACAACAAAAAAUCUAUAAUCCAAUAAAGAACCAAGCUCAUUUAUCUAUAAAUUGUUUUUAUUGUGGCGCCUCCUCUUGUUAUGGUUGUUUUAUAAUCAAAGCAGCAGUCAGACCACAUUAAAAGAAGACCUCCUGUGGUGAAGUUGCUGCAAGUUAUACAAGAGGAAAACAAUUUAACCAGCAAUCUGCUUGAUAGCACAGCGUAGAAAUCAGGGUACACAGCUGGAGUUUUUAAAGCACUACUGUUACAAUGAAGUUGUACAAGACAAAAAACAGAUGAGAAAUCAGAAUAUAAGCCCUGUGUGGCUAAAAUAGGGCAGGGGCAGUUGGGGCUUAUUUUGGACCUGUUGCCUUGUGUUCCUAGGCAUUAGUAAGGACAUAGCCCGGUAAUUAGAAAACAUACCACAGCGGAUUUGGUGGAAGCUAUUUUGAUAGGGCUGUAAUUAAAUUUUUCUCAAGCCCUGAUCCUUCCUUUGCUGCCAGCGGGCAGAUAUUCUUUAGGAUUAAUGAAGCCUCAGAGGACUCUGAGCAGGUCAGCAUGGCAGACACCUGAGAUAGAUUGAGAAGAGAUGAACUGGGCGGAGAUGUUGAAGUGGUCCAUAUUUGAUCUGUUUUUUUUUUUUGGAGCACAUUCCCUAGACGAGUUGUAGAGUAGGUUGGUAGAUUUGAUCAAACGGUCUUUGUCCUUAUGGAAAGUAUGACCCUUAUGGAAAUGUUUGCCUCACAGGUGUGAUGGUCCCAAAUAUGGCGUCAGAAGCCUCUGGUCUUUUCCAGAAUUAGGCCAGCUAAGGUGAAUACUUUGUGUCUGUGGGUAUAGGCUGUCUGUACCACUAGAGUCUGUAGGGUUUGUUUUUUUUUGUAUGUCUUUGUUUAGUUUAAGAAUCUGUCUGUAGCUCAGUUUCUAGUACCAUCCCUGGUUUCCUGGUAGUGGUGUCUUCACUGUUGACGGUGUACAGUUGUGCUGUGAUCAAAAAUCUGUCUUUCUGUUUAUUUUUGUUUAUGUUGGCGUCAUUACUGCCACUUUCCACUGCUCAACAUAAUAUACAAACUCAUUUGGAUUACCUUUGCACAACGGACUCACUGACGGAGUUAAAGCAUUGCAAACUAUAAGAUGCUCAUAAUGUCUGAUUUCAUGCCAAUUACUUACGUUGCAAAAGUACAAUAUUAACUUCUUCCCAUUUUGUCAGAUUGCAACCACAAGCUUCAAUGUAAUUAAUCUGGACUUCUAUAGAAAUAUACGUCAGCAGGACAACUGUUGAGUUGAGUUUUGUACAAAGAGAUUUUUCUGUUACAUAUUGUUUAUUGUAGUCAGUUAUUGCAUAAUAUUGAAUGUAGUGUCUGUAAAAAGUAUUCACACACCUUAGAAGUUUUACCCUUUACAUUUUUUGUAGACAAAUCAGUCAUGAUCAACAAAAUUUGGGUUUUAUGGGGUUUUUUUGCAAACAACAUAAAAAUUGUGAAAUUGAACACUGAUUUCCACCAAAUAAUAAAAAAGUUCACAUAAAAUAAGUACAUAUUCAUCCCCCUUAAAAGUGACUGACCUAAUUAAACAAAGGUCUUGCCAAUUGGUAUUAGUAGUAUUACACUGAGUGGAAUGGAGAGCAGUGACUGUAGCAUAAAGACAAGGGUCGAAGUUCACCUUCCAACACAAACACACCAGUUAAGAUUAAGACUUUUGUUUUCGCUUUUACUCUAAAUCACAAUUCCUCACUAUUUACUCUCAGGCUAUUAUAUUGAAUCCCAUUAAAACACAUUAAAGAUUGUGGUUGUAACCUGACAAACGUUUAAGCAACAAGAAAACAUUUGCUAGGAUUAAAGCUAAGCUAAGUUACUCCACUUUACCCUGAAACAUGAUGUAGAGAAGGACAUUGUGUGACUCUCUUUGUCUAAACGGAUAAUUUAAUACGAAGGACAGAAUGAAGUGGUUAAAUGCUGCAUUUUGCCUGCUGCUCCGUGUCCUGCAUGUCCUGGUGCUGAGGAGCAGAGUGUGAACGCGGUGGAGGCUGUUACCACUGAGUGUUGUCUUGUUUUCUCUCCCUCAGCCCCGUCAUGAGUACUUUAAUGUGCCUAUGUACUGAUUGGCUGCCAUCUGCUGCUGCUGCUGCUGCUGUCCGCCCUGCAUGCUGCGCUUCUCAGUGCCUGGUACCUUUUCUCUCUGGCCUCUGAGCACCUGACCUUAUGUUCGGGGGUGUAUCGUCGGUCUCACUUUCAAUUCCACUCGAAACGUGACAGCCAGGCUAAAGUGUUGUCCAGGAAAUUAACCACAGCUAAAAUUCAGUGGUGGAUUUUUUAUUAUUAUUGUUUUUAAACUGCUCCUCUGGAACAAGAAAACAUCACUUUUAAACCGAGCUAAUAUAUUCAUGUAGCUAUUGUAAUUGUUUAUUUUAUGCAUUAUUGCAUGUCUGUCAACGGUCUGCUAAAUUUUGUACAUAUUUUUUCUUUCUAUAUGUGGAACAUUUGUGUAUUUUCUUGCUGUAAAGAACAAAGUUUGCAUUUUGUGUCGUCAUGAUCCAUUGUGGGGUUUUUUGUUUUUGUUUUUUUAAAUGAAGCUCAAUUUCCUCUUAUUAGACAUUUUUGCUCCAUCUUUUUCUCUUUGAGAAGCUCUGACUGAAAAUUUGAGUGAAAUUCCUGGUUAAUUAACUGGCGACAUUCUUGGAACAAGAAGAUGGAUUUCAAGCUCAUUGAUUUUUGGUUAAAUAGGACACGUUAGCUCAGUUAGUCACGGGAGUCGCUUGUUCUGCGCAGCUCCCCGUCACUCUGUGGGGAAACACUGCCCCCUGUUGGAGAUUCGGCAGCACAACCAUGCAGGGAGUUUCACUGUGUUUCGGUCUUCUAUUUGCUCUCAGGACCGGAGUGUUUGCGUUUAUAGGAAAAAUAUUUUAAAAAUUAAUAACAGCUCACUGUGUACGGUCAUGCUAACUCUGAAGCUACUUAAACACAGACUGGAGGUUAAUGUUAGUUAUUUUAUUCACAGAUGUAGUGUGUGUGUGUGUUUUUUUUUUUGGUUCACAGAAGAUGUUUUUGUCAGAUUUUAAUUCAUGUUAAAAUCUGUGUGAAUCUAAAACAAGUUAUUAAUUUACAUAUUUUGUGUGUGUGUGUGGGGGGGGGGUUCUGUCAGACUGAUUAUGACUAGAAGUUGUGUGACAUUAAAAUAAGUCUGAGACAAUAGCAAAGACUAGCAAUAAUCUAGAUUCUUAAUUUCUGUUUGACAUGACUCUAUUUUCGUAUUUUAAAAUAAAUGUUAAAAAUAUCACUAAUUAGAUAUGUAAUUUCCACUGAAGGUAAGUGUUUAUAGAUGAAUUAUAUUAAAAUUUAUUUUUGCACCAAAUACAAAUUGUGUGGAUAAAUCAAGGACCACUUAUUCUCAACCAAAAUCUGUCCUCCUAACAAAUAUAAAAAUCAUAAUUGGACCAUUAUGAUGAGUGGAGUGAUGUAAUAAUUGAUUUUAACAAUAUAUAUAAUAAAUCACACAUUUAUGACCAUUAA